GGCGGAGAGAGGCGGCAGUCGAGUCCUCCCGUAUCCCAGCAGGCAGUGCAGUCCGGAGCCGCUGACAAAGGAGCAAGGAGCAGUCGCUGCUGCUUUGCGAGGAGCCACUGUUACUGAGUUGCCAAAAUGCUUUGGAGUUUUUAACUGAAUCUAAGAAAGUCCAAAAUAGAUUUGAGACUGUAAAGACAGAAGCUGCAGCAAGAGGGAUUCAGUGCCAAUGCAUCAACAAAAAAGACAACCAGAGUUAGUGGAAGGAAAUCUUCCUGUUUUUGUGUUCCCCACGGAGCUAAUAUUCUAUGCAGAUGAUCAGUCAACGCAUAAGCAAGUGUUGACUCUGUACAACCCCUAUGAGUUUGCCUUAAAGUUCAAAGUUUUAUGUACGACUCCAAAUAAGUAUGUUGUCGUUGACGCCGCUGGUGCAGUGAAGCCUCAGUGCUGUGUGGAUAUUGUGAUUCGUCAUAGAGAUGUUCGAUCCUGUCACUAUGGUGUGAUAGACAAAUUCCGCCUCCAAGUUUCUGAGCAAAGCCAGAGGAAGGCUUUAGGAAGGAAAGAGGUUAUUGCUACUCUUCUCCCGUCUGCGAAAGAACAACAAAAGGAAGAAGAGGAGAAGAGAAUAAAGGAACAUUUAACCGAAAGUGUAUUUUUUGAGCAGUCGUGUCAAGCAGAAAACAGAACUGUCUCUUCAGGACCUAGUUUGCUAACUGUCUUCCUGGGAGUGGUAUGUAUUGCGGCCCUGAUGCUGCCUACUCUGGGGGAUAUGGAAUCGCUGGUGCCUCUCUACCUCCACUUAAGUGUGAAUCAAAAAUUAGUGGCUGCUUAUAUCUUAGGUCUUAUCACAAUGGCUAUACUUAGAACAUGAGCAAGGAUUCAAACUGACUUCUGAAGGAAAUUUAUCUUAAAUAUGAACGUGGACUGCCUUUUAUCUAUUUACUCCAUGAACCCACUACAAAUUAUUAAAUGAUUUCAAGUAACUGCAAAUGUAUAAUAUAUAUUUUCAAUUAGUCUAUAAUUUUAUUUGAAGGACUCUAGCACUUUAUGUUACAGACAACAAAGCGAUAUUCCUGAGGGAUACAUUGGGGAUUAUUUGAAGACUUUCUUUUCGAAUCUUUACCUAUUGUACAAAUAACUUUAAAUAUUAUUUUUCAUCUUUUUUGUCUAUUUCACUUUGAUAAGGGUCAUGGGUCCUUCAAAGUUUAAGACCUAAAUGAGCAACUGACCAGCUUGAACAUCAAAUGACAUUUAUUGCCUAGACACAAGCAUCAGCAUUACUACAUAAAUCAUCAACUUCCCUCUAUCAUUGCAAGAAGUUGCUGUAGUGUUCUUAAAACAAGUAUGUUAUAGUCCGUGUGGGAAAGGGGUGAGAAAACAAGGUACUUACUGGGGGAUCACAGUUACCUUACAGUCUCACCGAAGACAAAAUGUAUUGUAAUCAUCUUGUGAACUACAGAACAGGCUGUGGGUCAGACACCAGGCACCUCAUAGAAGUAGACUGGCUUCUCUGUUUAGCCUGAGAGUGCUAAAGGAAGGUAGGCAUUUUUUAAAAAAUUAAUUUGUUCAUCCUGGCUUCAGCUCUGGCUAACCAGAGCUUAUGUUAUUAAGGAGAAAAAUUACCUUUUGGUUUUCUCCCACGUCCCUUGCUUGCCUGAGUGUUCAGUAACUUGCUCUGAUUAGGAAUGGCAGAUGGCAGUUAGUAUCCAAGGACAUGAUUUUUUUCAUCUUCAAACUCUAAACCAAGUAGAGAAAGCCCUAAAAUACCUGUGUCUAUUUUGUAUCAGUCACCAAGACAUUUUUUAAGUUUUUAUUUAUUAAAAGAUUUUACCAAAAAAGUCCCCUGAGCACAAAUAUUUCCAUUUCUCUCUAGCAUUUUCUGACCUCUGACCUCUGACAUCAGUGCAGCUCUAACGGUUCUUCUCACACCAACUGAUCCUUUUUGUCUUAGGAUUUUUAUCUGAAAGCACAAUGCAUCGAGCCUCUUGAAAAUCGAUUUCUCUUUCAGCUCUUUUUAAUAAACUUCUGCACUAAUAAUGUAGCAUUCUCAAGGAAUAUAUGUAAACACAAAUGUAUGCCCGAAGUUGAUUGUUUUGCAGGAAACAAUACUCUGCUUCUAGAAGCUCUUUUGUCUAGUAUUUCAUAGGAAAUCAUUGUUUAACCAUUUGCAGAGAGCAUAAAUCAUUUCAGUGAAUCAUGUCUGUACAUUGUAUAAUGACUGAAAAGCACAUAAAUGUAAGCAACUUUGAACUCAGAAAAACAUGUUUGUGAGGCUCUA
Arvicola amphibius (Eurasian water vole) is the source of this 2266-nucleotide messenger RNA. RefSeq names its product motile sperm domain containing 1 (gene Mospd1). The transcript has 6 exons. The coding region runs from base 218 to 859 and encodes 213 amino acids. Gene Ontology annotation, cellular component: cytoplasm. NCBI's taxonomy places the organism in Eukaryota, Metazoa, Chordata, Mammalia, Rodentia, Cricetidae. The record is from RefSeq and is a predicted model, not a curated record.